This is a messenger RNA of Volvox carteri f. nagariensis, 1087 nucleotides long. RefSeq names its product NADH:ubiquinone oxidoreductase 10 kDa subunit (gene nuoP1). Lineage: Eukaryota; Viridiplantae; Chlorophyta; Chlorophyceae; Chlamydomonadales; Volvocaceae. Bases 55 to 315 code for a protein of 86 amino acids. The record is from RefSeq and is a predicted model, not a curated record. The transcript is spliced from 2 exons.
GCAGGGCAGUCCCAUCAGUGCAUAGGUCAUUUCCACAGACUUUAGCUAAGUAAAAUGGGCUGGGCUUACUCAGGGGAGUGGGGAAUGCUGGCUGGCUUCUGCUUUGCCACCCUGAAGAAUGCGCAAGAGGGCCGUGCCUGGUUUCGGCGACCAUGGAUUCAUGCCUCUGGCAUGGUUGCGGGCUACUAUCUAUUUAAGGCAGCGUCCGACUGGGAGGACGAGGCGCUGCGGCGCAUCAUUACACGCUAUGAGCGGAAGGGCUAUGUCAUUCCCGAGAAUCGCAAGGAAUUGUUUGCACCUGCGACAUACAAGUAGAAGCUUUUAUACUGACCCAGGGCCCUCAGCGGCAUCAACAAGUGCCGCAGCCGAGCUCUUGAGCCUCAAGGUGUCAGAACACCGGAACAGUAGGCGGCCUUCUGCGCGCGCUCUGGUAAGAAGUCAUAUCAGCCGUCUCGGUGGCGCUACUCACUUAUCUGCCCGCGUGUGAGCCCGUAAGAGGUUACGGGGAGGCCGAAAGGCGCAGCGGUAGGGAGAGAGCGGCCCCGUCUCCAUUAUUCCACAUGGCGCUCCGCAACGGCGCUACCGGCGGCUCCCCUCUCCCUCUCCUCUCAUUGGAAAAAUUGACGGUGCAUGGCCGUUUCUCUGUGUGUGUGUGUGUGUGUGUGUGUGUGUGUGUGUGUGUGUGUGUGUGUGUUUCUUUUUGAGCGGGAUUUGGGCUAGCGGCCCUAUGAGGAGGAGGAGAACUGGUCUGCAUGCUGUACCUAACUAAAAACAGCCACGUCACUUGAUGGAAGGCACGUGGUGCGAAAUGUUGUUGUCGGGGCUCGCACACACGUCUUGGCGGCGGAGAGCGGACCGUCCAUUGUUGCUUCCGGGACGGGCCGCGCCCCCGGGCCCUCCGCCAUUACUUACUUUGCUGGCUUCGGGUCGUGGGUUGUGUAAAGCCUCAAGCAACUGGCGCGACUGAUGCUGAUUCCACAUUUAUUUAUUCCGGGUACAGGUGUACGUGUGUGUUUGUGUGUGUAGAAAGUUUUCCGAAUCCUUCUGUAAGCUUUUUGAAUUUUGAAACGAUUCAAUCGAUUAACAG